UCCUCGAGCACGCGCUGCACUCCCUACAGGUGGGCGCGAGCGGUGUGUUGCGUGCCCCUCAGGAUGGUGUGAUUAGCAUUUUAGCUUCAUCUCCCUCAGCGGUUUGUUUCAGUCCACUCGAGAUUUGUCUUCAUAUUUUACUUCUUAUUUAAAGACUCCGUUGACGACCAUGAGGUUUGCUGUCACAUAGAAGGAUAUUACGCGAGUUUUUUGUUUUUCCUUUUUAUUUUUUAUUUUAUUUGUUUUUUUUUUGUGAGGAAAAUAAAUCCACCACACAGCUCUCCUCACGCGGGAGCUGUCCUUCUGUAAACGCGCAAACUGUAAAAAAAUCAGUCAUGUCUUUAUUCGGUAAAAUCUUUCGUCUUCCGACUGAUAAGAAGAAAGUGAAGCAGUACCAGCACGUCCAUCGGAACGUCAACCCGGCGGAUGUGUGGGACCUUGUGGGGGAGCUGGGCGAUGGAGCUUUCGGAAAAGUUUAUAAGGCCCGGAACAAAGACACGGGUGUCCUGGCUGCUGCCAAAGUGAUCGAGACAAAGAGCGAGGAGGAGCUGGAGGAUUACAUAGUGGAGAUCGAAAUCUUGGCUACGUGCAACCAUCACUACAUCGUCAAACUGCUCGAUGCAUUCUACUACGAUCAGAAGCUAUGGAUCAUGAUCGAGUUUUGUCCUGGAGGAGCUGUAGAUGCCAUCAUGUUGGAUUUGGACCGUGGUUUGACAGAGAAACAGAUUCAGGUGAUCUGUAAACAGAUGCUGGAGGCUUUGGUUUACCUGCACAGUAUGAAAAUCAUCCACCGAGACCUGAAGGCGGGAAAUAUCCUGCUCAUGCUGGAUGGAGACAUCAAACUCGCUGAUUUUGGUGUCUCAGCAAAAAACACCAAAACCCUGCAAAGGCGAGGCACCUUCAUUGGGACUCCGUACUGGAUGGCUCCCGAGGUGGUGAUGUGCGAGACCACUAAGGACGCUCCAUACGAUUAUAAAGCAGACAUCUGGUCUUUGGGAAUAACGCUGAUCGAGCUGGCUCAGAUCGAACCUCCGCACCACGAACUCAACCCCAUGAGGGUCCUGCUGAAGAUCGCCAAGUCCGAUCCACCCACCCUGGAUCAGCCGUCCAAAUGGUCGGCUAAUUUUAAGGAUUUCCUGAAAAGAGCGCUGGAUAAAAAUCCUGAGUCACGGCCAUCGGCGUCUCAGCUUCUCGAGCACCCGUUUGUGAGCUCUGUGAAGACGAACCGUCCUCUGAUGGAGCUGGUGGCUGAAGCCAAAGCCGAGGUCAUGGAGGAGAUGGAGGAGGACAGCAACGAGGAAGCGGACGAGGAUGAGAACCACGACAUUACAGUGCCUCCGGCGAAAGAUCCCUCAGAAACGAGUCAGACGAGUUUAGAAGGUGACCACGUUCCACUUCCAGAGAGUCCCAUCGACUCUGAGCCGCUGAAACUGGAAAAAAAGCUCUCCAGCGAGGACCGGGACAAACCCUCCAGCUCCGAUUCGGGGAUCGAGGACGGAAAGAGCACCCCGACAUCAGAGGAAGAAGGAAAAGGGGCGGAGUCUCUGGAUUACGAGUGCGAGUCACCAUCAACGGUGCUUCCUGUCCUCAAAAGGGUCGAGUCUGAAGGUAGAGCUGAGGAUGAGGGCGAGAUACCAAGGCGCCCACUGGUGGAGCGGAGUGGAAGCACAUAUGAAAAACAUGAACAGGAAGCGGACGUUGCGCCUCACGCUAACGGGAGACUGAACAAGCGAGUCUCGGACGCCGGGAGUCUCAUGUCGGAGAGUCUCGACAUCAGCCUGAGCUCCAUGGGGACUAGAGACAGCGGAUCUGGCAGUGCACGCGACUCCCGCGAUUUCAGACGCACUCUGAAGCGCACUCGAAAGUAUGUGGUGGACGGUGUGGAGGUGAGCGUCACUACGUCCAAGAUCAUCGGGGAGGACGAGAAGAAGGACGAGGAGAUGAGAUUCCUCAGGCGACAGGAACUGAGAGAGCUUCGUCUGAUCCAGAAGGAGGAACAUCGUGCUCUGUCUGUUCUUAACACCAAACUGGAGACUCAAAGAGAACUCAUGCAAAGACGCCUCGACCAGGAGAUGAACACGAAGAAGAAGUACUAUGACACAGAGCUGGAAAACCUGGAGAAGCAGCAGAAGCAGAUGAUCGAGAAGAUGGAGAUAGAGCACACCGUGGGUCUGCGGGAUGAGACGAGGCGAAUCCGGCAGGAGCAGGAGAAAGCGCUGUACCGGUUCCUGGAGCAGAUGAAACAGCGCAAGAAGGAGGUGAAAAACGAAGUGGAGAAGUUACCGAGGGCUCAGAGGAAGGACAGUUUAAAGAUCCGCAUGAACGAGUUCCAGCUGCAAAAAACUCAGGAGGAAGAACAAUUCAGAAAAGAUCAGAGUGAUUAUCUGGAGGCGACUGUACAGAGCAUCAUCACUCGCAACAAAACGGAGAUCGCUGAAACGGAGCGCCGCUGCCUCGAGAAGAAACAGCACCUGAUCAGAGAGAAGGAAGGAACGAUCUGGGAGCUGGAGGAGAAGAACCUGCACGAGAGAUGGCAGCUCCUCAAACAGCAGCUGAAGGAACAGUACUUCCUGCAGAGACACCAGCUUCUGAAAAAACACGAGAAGGAACAAGAGCAUAUGACCUGCUAUAACCAGCGUAUGAUCGAGCUGCUGAAGGUGCGACAGCAGCAGGAGAGGAACAGACUGCCCAAGAUCCAGCGCAGUGAAGGAAAGACUCGCAUGGCCAUGUUUAAGAAGAGUCUCCGCAUCAACUCCUCCGGCAACAAUGCAGAGGACCGCGAGAGGAUCAAACAGUUUUCCAGGCAGGAGGAUAAGAGGCAGAAGGCGGAGCGGCUGCACCAGCAACAAAAACAUGACAACCAGAUGAGAGAAAUGAUCGGGCAGUGUGAGAGCAACCUCAGAGAACUCCAGCAACUACAGAAUGAGAAAUGUCACCUGCUGGUGGAGAACGAGACUCAGAGGCUGAAAUCGCUGGACGAGCAUCACAACCAGCUGCUGAAGGAGUGGAGAGCGCAACUGCAACCACGCAAGAAGGCUCUGGAGGAGGAGCUUAACCAAAAGAAGCGUGAGCAGGAGGAUUUCUUCCGAAUGAGCGAGGACAAGGAGUGUCUCAACCGCAGCUCUUCCACCAAAUACACCAAAUUCCUGCCGUACACAGACUCCUCCACCACCUAGGACUCCGCCCACUGGCCACUAUCAGACAGACUUGUGCUCCUCUGUAGCCCCACCCACUCGACCAGGUAGAUCAUUUGUGCGAACAGGAUUAGCACACCCUCAACGUUCCCGUGCGGUAUUAUUAAAAUCUGAAUCUUUUUUUUUUUUUUUUUUUUCGGUAAAUAAUAUAGAAUAAAGAGUGAGGUAUCCUAAUAAGUCAUGGAGGAAGAUACAAGUUCUUAUAUUUUAAAAACUUACGUUAGCUUUUUUUCUAAACGGGUGAAAAAGAAGUACAUUUAAACACAAAACAACAACAACAAAAAGCUUAAUUAAACCACUUUAACUGUAUUUUCACACCAAAGCCAGUAAUCAGGCAUUAUUAUUAUUAUUGUUAUUAUUAAUAGUCAGUAGAAAUUUGUCAAACUUCAAAAUAUUUCUUUUCUGACAAGUCAGAAAAAUAUUUAGUUUCGCCAAAGAAAUGUACAGGAAAAAGCUUAGUUUUUUUUUUCUAUUCUAUUUCCUUUAAUUUUGUUCUGUUUUAUAAAUUAUAAGAAAGCAAAUAUUUAAAACACUUUAACGAAGUUCUUUCUAACAGCGUCACCUUGUACGCAUGUUGUGUAAAUGUUUGUCAGAUCUUUUAGCUAUAAGUGACGGUAAGGUAAAGUGGUACUUUAUUAUUAUUAUAGUCCGUGUUUUCUUACUGUUUUUUUUUUUUCCUGUCACAGAAUUACUGUAAAGCACAACACUGGAUAUAAGCACAAAAAAGACUAACAAUCCACACAAAAUAUUAACAAUUACAGUAAUAAUUUCUUAAAAUAAUAAAGAAGGGCUUUGUGGUGUAUUGUUUACUAAAAAUUGUUAAAUAUUUUCUUUAUUUAAAUGUUACUAAAUUAAAAAUUACUCAAUACAUCAAGAGUUGGAAGAAAAAUCUAACUUAAAGAUAAAAAUAAAAAACAAAUGCAAGAAAAAUAUAUAUAACCCCACCUGUUACAGGUUUUAUCCAACAGCAAUAGAACAAAAAUACAUUAUUAUUGAUAAACAGUUUACUGACUCUUUAAUCACUGACACACAAAGUGCAAUGUGUUUUUCCUAAUGCAAUAUUCUCUACCAAUUAUUUCUAUUAUUUAAAGUGGGGCAGAUAAUCAGGUACAGGUAGGCCUUAUGUUUUCCUUAAUAAACCCACAGGUAACUGAAACCAGUUUAUAUUUAUCUAUCUGUCUGCUGCACUGAUUAUCUUUUGUUUUGGGCCUUUUAAUUUACUGCUAUUUUUAUUUUAACCAAAAGGGUGUAAACUGACCCCUCGCUGUACAGAAAUCUAAUAAAGUCAACUUUAUUAUUUAA
Molecule: messenger RNA, 4496 nt
Organism: Clarias gariepinus (North African catfish)
Lineage: Eukaryota; Metazoa; Chordata; Actinopteri; Siluriformes; Clariidae
Gene: stk10
Product: serine/threonine kinase 10
Exons: 19
Coding region: 336-3176 (946 amino acids)
Biological process (GO): protein phosphorylation
Molecular function (GO): ATP binding; protein serine/threonine kinase activity; protein binding
Source: RefSeq, a predicted model, not a curated record